Molecule: messenger RNA, 684 nt
Organism: Centrocercus urophasianus (Greater sage-grouse)
Lineage: Eukaryota; Metazoa; Chordata; Aves; Galliformes; Phasianidae
Gene: MYOG
Product: myogenin
Exons: 3
Coding region: 1-684 (227 amino acids)
Biological process (GO): muscle organ development; positive regulation of myoblast differentiation; positive regulation of transcription by RNA polymerase II
Molecular function (GO): DNA-binding transcription factor activity, RNA polymerase II-specific; RNA polymerase II cis-regulatory region sequence-specific DNA binding; protein dimerization activity
Source: RefSeq, a predicted model, not a curated record
AUGGAGCUCUUUGAGACCAACCCUUACUUUUUCCCGGAGCAGAGGUUUUACGAUGGGGAAAACUUCCUGGGCUCCCGCUUGCAGAGCUAUGAGGCAGCCGCAUUUCCCGAGCGGCCCGAAGUGGCUCUGUGCCCCGAAAGCAGAGGGGCUUUGGAGGAGAAGGACUCAAUGCUACCCGAGCACUGCCCUGGGCAAUGCUUACCGUGGGCUUGCAAAAUCUGCAAGCGCAAAACAGUGUCCAUCGACCGGCGUCGGGCGGCCACGCUGCGGGAGAAGCGGAGGCUGAAGAAGGUGAACGAAGCCUUCGAGGCGCUGAAGCGCAGCACUCUGCUCAACCCCAACCAGAGGCUGCCCAAGGUGGAGAUCCUGCGCAGCGCCAUCCAGUACAUCGAGCGCCUGCAGAGCCUGCUCAGCAGCCUCAACCAGCAGGAGCGCGAGCAGAGGGAGCUGCGCUACCGCCCUGCUGCACCACAACCUGCUGCACCCAGUGAGUGUGGCUCCGGCAGCUCGUCCUGCAGCCCCGAGUGGAGCACACAGCUGGAGUUCAGCACCAACCCUGCAGAUCACCUCCUGAGUGACGAUGCAGCGGAGGACCGCAACCUCCACUCGCUCUCCUCCAUCGUGGAGAGCAUCGCCGUGGAGGACGUGGCCGUGACGUUCCCGGAGGAGCGGGUCCAAAACUGA